Molecule: messenger RNA, 819 nt
Organism: Rotaria socialis
Lineage: Eukaryota; Metazoa; Rotifera; Eurotatoria; Philodinida; Philodinidae
Source: the annotation of a GenBank genome assembly
AUGCAAACGGAAAAAGUAAUUGCACAUAUAAUAAAUUGGCUUAAUGAUUAUCAUAAAACUAGUCAUACGAAUGGUUUUGUUGUCGGUGUAUCAGGUGGAAUAGAUUCUGCUGUUGUAUCAACAUUAUGUGCUCGUACCGGUUUGCCUGUACUUGUCAUCGAGAUGCCAAUUCGACAAUCAUCAAGCGAAGUACAAAGAAGUCGAGCACAUAUUAAUUGGCUUCAAACAACUUUUCCCAAUGUGACGGGUACAGAAGUUAAUUUAACUGAAGUUUUCGAAACAUUUGAAAACACAGUUAAAAAAAGUGAAGUUAAUGAAGUUAAUUCGUCGACUGAUAUUGCAUUUGCUAAUGUGAGGUCACGUUUGAGAAUGGUUAAUUUAUAUUAUUAUGCGUCAAUUAAAGGUUAUCUUGUUGCAGGUACGGGAAAUAAAGUCGAAGAUUUUGGUGUUGGCUUCUUUACAAAAUACGGUGAUGGUGGUGUUGAUAUUAGUCCAAUAGCUGAUUUAAUGAAAUCUGAAGUACGUGCUGUUGCUACUGUAUUAGGCGUUGGACAAGAGAUAAUCAAGGCACCACCAACUGAUGGUUUAUUUGGUGAUACAAGAACAGAUGAAGAUCAAAUAGGAGCGACAUACGAUGAACUUGAAUGGGCCAUGAAUUAUCUUGAGUUAAGUACUGAAAAACAAGGAGAAAUCACAUUUAGUGAUCGACAAAAACAAGUUUUAGAUAUUUAUAAUAAGCGACACGCUGCUAAUUUACAUAAAAUGGUUGAGAUCCCACGUUGUAUUAUCCCAACAGAGUUAAAAGCCAAACAAUCGUAA